CGUGGUUUGAAACCGGGAUUUGCCGGUGGCGGUAACUCGUAAAAGCUGAUCUCUCUAGUAUUGCAAGACUGGGAUUUGCUGAAGAAGCAAAGACAGAGAGAGUUCACCUAUUUAGGGUAUGACAGUUCAUUUGGUUUAGGGAGAAGAGCAAGAGUAUUGGGAGUAUUGGGUUAAAGGCUUUAAGUUUAAAUGGGGAGGAUUUACCUGGUUGAAUUGGAAGGCAGAACUUACAGAUGCCGAUUCUGUGAUAGCCCACUUGCUCUCGCCGACGAUGUCCUCUCUCGGUCUUUCAACUGCCGUCAAGGGAGGGCAUAUCUGUUCAGCAAUGUGGUGAAUAUAACGCUUGGUCCUGAAGAAGAGAGGCUAAUGCUUUCUGGUUUGCAUACUGUAGAAGAUAUAUUUUGUGUCUGCUGUGGACAGAUUCUUGGCUGGAGAUAUGUAAUUGCACAUGAUAAAAACCAAAAGUACAAGGAAGGAAAGUUUGUCCUAGAGAGAUGGAGGAUAGAGGAGGAUGUAGCGGAAGAAUUCAAUCUGGACUCCCGGCCCGGUUCAAGUGAUGCAGAUAUUCCAUGAGCUGGUUAUUGCAUUCAUAUAAACUUAAUAAAAGCAACAAAGCUUAUGUGGUUUGAUAAUCAUGUGAGCAAGUUCAGUAGUUGUAAAAAAAAAGAUUGCAGAUGUCCAAAAUAUAUAAGAAUUUCGGCAGUGUAUAUAUAUAUGUUAUCUCUAUAUCGGAAGUCAAUAUUAUCUAUUCACUUGGAGUUGCCUUGUGUUUACUGGGUCUCAGAUUCACCAAGAUGCUUUGUAAUAUACAAUGCUACCCAUUAGCCUUAAUCUUAAGCAUCUAGAAGUCAUUCCAGGCUAGAGGGCGUGGUUGUUUGGUCUA
Argentina anserina (silverweed cinquefoil) is the source of this 883-nucleotide messenger RNA. RefSeq names its product protein yippee-like At5g53940. The transcript is spliced from 5 exons. Bases 190 to 573 code for a protein of 127 amino acids. The record is from RefSeq and is a predicted model, not a curated record. NCBI's taxonomy places the organism in Eukaryota, Viridiplantae, Streptophyta, Magnoliopsida, Rosales, Rosaceae.